Molecule: messenger RNA, 839 nt
Organism: Populus nigra (black poplar)
Lineage: Eukaryota; Viridiplantae; Streptophyta; Magnoliopsida; Malpighiales; Salicaceae
Product: pentatricopeptide repeat-containing protein OTP51, chloroplastic-like
Exons: 2
Coding region: 181-675 (164 amino acids)
Biological process (GO): mRNA cis splicing, via spliceosome; photosystem I assembly; Group II intron splicing
Source: RefSeq, a predicted model, not a curated record
GCUAGGAUUUUCUGGUGCUGGAGGGGACAAGAAGCACUUGGAUGCUCCAGCACUAAAGGUGAAGGAGCUAUCGGAGUUGCCAGAGCAGUGGAGGGAGCUAAGUUGGCGUGGUUAUGUAAGGAGUUGCCAACGCAUAAGCCAGCUACUAUUGCGAGGAUACUAAAUGGGCAGAGAAAGUGGAUGAGCUAUCAAGACACAAUAGAUAAAGAAAGACUUGCAUCAUUAAGGCAAGAGAUGAAGCAAGCAGGAGUAGAGAAGAGAUACGAAGUGCUUAAUUAUUUCCAUGUUGAGAGUUUAUGCAAAGGAGUAAAUCUAGAGAAAGCAGAAAGGACUUGGCUCAAACUCAUCCGUCUUGAUGAAGAUCACCCAUCACAAGUUUUUGUAUGUAGAAUGAAAGUCUUUUCAAAGGCAGGAGAAUCUAUAAAAUCAUUGGAGACAUUCAGGAAGAUGCAAGAGGUUUUAAAUUCUUACAAUGUUGCACUAUAUCAUAAAAAUAUAGAAGUCUUGUACGAGGCUGAAAAAGUGGAGCUUACAGAGUUGCUUAUACAAGAGUUGGUUCAGGGUGGUAUGAAGUCGCUUACUCCAUCUUUUAUUGCUAUAAUGUAUAUGUACCCUAAUUUAAAUUUACAUGAUAAAUUAGAGUCGGCCUUCUCUUCGUGCCUUGAGAAAUGUUGAUCCAGCCGGAGUGUCCACGUCAUAUACGUGGAUUCUUUGGUGAAAGCUGGUAAUCUUGACAAGGUUGAGGAGAUAUUUAACCAUGUGUGUAAUAACAAGACAAUCAGUGUUAAUGCCAGACCAUGCAAUACUAUUUUAAGUGGAUGCCUCUCAUUUGGAUACCA